AUAUAUGGUUCGUCAUAGGUUUAGAGGUCGGGAAUGAAAUUAGGAACCGAUUCUCUUACAGAAUUGCUUGAAUCAUCAAUCAACAAUGACUUCCCAAGAAGGAUCACAGACCAUCAGCCUGAAGCUUCUGAUAGACAAGAAGAACAACAGAGUAGUAAUGGCUGAAACUGAAGGUGACUUUGUAGAUAUUCUUUUCAGUUUCUUUACUAUGCCAAUGGGAACUAUGGUGAGACUCAUCAGCAAAAAUUCAAAGCCAGCCACUAUUGGGAUCAUAACCAGUCUAUAUAAAGAGGUGGAGAAGCUUGAGGAGCAACAGCUUCUGCAGACUCAGGCAUGCAAGUCCAUGCUACUUCAUCCAAGAAAUCCUUAUGAAAAUAUGUGCAGGAAACUGAAGCUGAAUAUUGAUGAUACAGAGCCCACCAAGUACUAUAUUUGUGCUGAUUGGAAUUGCAGCCGACGAGAGAGUGGUGGUUUGUAUACUACUUUCAAGAAUGUCAGAUGCAAUUGUGGAAAAAUGAUGGACAAGGAGAUACUCAUGGCAAAAGAAGUUGUUGCUGCAAGACCUGAUCAAGGAGAUGGUGGAAGAGUGUUUCUUGGUGAAACGAACCAGUUCAUGGUAACGGAUGAUUUGCAGGUAGAGGCCAUGUCUCCAACUACGAUUGUGACACUGUUGCACAAACUUGGGGUCAAAGACAUGGGUUCACUCCAAGAGACUACACUGAGUAUUGGCUCAGAGGAGAUUUUGAAUCUGCUCGAGGGAUCAUUAUUUUCCAAGACACCUCUAACAGAUGUGUUUCUUAGAAAGCGAGAAUUUACAUCUGAAGGUUUAAAAUAUGAGAUGGGAGAUGAAUUGCAGUCUUCAUGGGACUAUGGUAGUUCUAUGACUUUGAAGUUAAUGAUGAGUAAGUCAAUGAACAAAGUAUUAUAUGCUGAAGCCAAGGAAGACAUGGUUAACUUUCUCCUCAGCAUCCUUACCUUUCCUCUUGGAUCCAUUUUACAACUCUUGGGUGGGAAAUCAUCACUGGGUUCCAUGGAUAAUCUGUACAAUAGUGUUCAUAGGAGCUGUGAUUAUGGUGGUGGUCUAAGUUGCCUGCUGCAGCGACCCAAUCUCUGCCGUGGUUUUGGUUGUAGUAGCAACCCACUAAAUGUAAAUGAAACUGAAACUGCACAGCCUCCUUAUUCCUUGUGGUGUAGAAGUUAUGCAAGUGGACAGAAUAAAACUGAUCCUUACACUGGCUACCUGACUACUAAGAGGCCUAAUAUAAAUGCUAUUACUGAUUGUCUUUCACAAUUACGCCUUGUGAAUCCCAAGUCUCCAACAAGUGAAACAGUAGAGCAUCGAGGAGGAUUUGUCAAGAGGCCGGCAAAGUUCAUGGUAACAGACAAUUUGGUCUUCACUCCGCUAGCUUCUAUCUCGAGUCUUUCCUUUCUUAAAAGUGCAGAGUUUUCCCUAGAUGACUUGGAGGUUCGAAUGAUUAACGUAGGCUGGAUGGAGGCCUUGAGGAUAUUGAAGGCUUCUCUCUUCUCCAAUACGGUAUUGACUGAUGCCUUGGUUAACUUUGGCUUAAAGAUUCCCAAGCAAGAAAAUUAAACGUUGAUGAGGACAUCACAGGACUUGAAAUAGCCUAGAGUUGUUUGAUUUAAUUAACAUGCUCAGACUUGAGGCUUGUGUUUGUCAUCACACUAGUUAAUAGAAUUUUUAGUUUGUAUUUAUUUUAGUACUAAGAAAUUUUUUUAUUUUGUUGAUCCAACAUAUUGCACAUUCAUAAGAAGAUAAUCAAUCAUUCCUCAUUGUGCUCAAACAAGGAUUUAUAUUAGAUUGUUCCAUUGUUUGGUCCUCAACAUCAUAACAAAUGGUUUAUUUUACU
Macadamia integrifolia is the source of this 1868-nucleotide messenger RNA. RefSeq lists its product as uncharacterized. The record is from RefSeq and is a predicted model, not a curated record. NCBI's taxonomy places the organism in Eukaryota, Viridiplantae, Streptophyta, Magnoliopsida, Proteales, Proteaceae. The transcript is spliced from 4 exons. The coding region runs from base 86 to 1591 and encodes 501 amino acids.